Puccinia graminis f. sp. tritici CRL 75-36-700-3 is the source of this 2679-nucleotide messenger RNA. RefSeq lists its product as uncharacterized. The transcript is spliced from 5 exons. Bases 1 to 2679 code for a protein of 892 amino acids. The record is from RefSeq and is a predicted model, not a curated record. Lineage: Eukaryota; Fungi; Basidiomycota; Pucciniomycetes; Pucciniales; Pucciniaceae.
AUGGAGAUACCUCUUGGAUUGAGGGAAAGCCCGGCAACAACGCCAAAUUUCAAUCCAGGACGACUUGGUACUUAUACGCUGCGUAAACAGUCACCAGUCGGUGAAUGUGCGUCGGGUGAUCCGAUGCCCAAAAGCUUGGUCCCCUAUCGAAAAUCGCAGUCCCCUUUGUUGGAAAGUAGUUAUUCCUCCAGCUGGGAAUCGGAAGUAAACCAACAUGUCAAGCCUCAAUACGAGGAAGUUUACCAGAAUCCCGCAAAAUUCAGGUCAUUGAAAGAUGCGGAAUUUCUAAAGAAAUUAGCCAAAGACGCAGCCAAAUCUGUGGAUUCAGCUGUUGAGCGCUCGGAAAAAACUAUAAGGGAAGACGCAGUGUUCAGAAUAGUUCCUGACACGGAUUUUUUGAUUAAACAAUUUCGCAAGGAGUGGGUUGCAAAACUUCCUCCUGAAAAGCAAGAAGAUCCCACCCUUUUAAAGGAAAUCGAUCAAGUCCAACAAAAAUUGAAGCCGAUACUCGAAGCAUCCAAAUCCAGAUUUGAAACUGAAAGGCAGAUCAAGCUUAUUACGAAGCAAUGGACAACGUUCCAAAGUGACCUAGAUAAGGCUCUGCACAAUGCUUUGCAUUCAUACGUUGAGGAGGAGACAAGUAACGCCGUGCUAUCAAAACUUCAAAAUCAUUUCAGUAAUUGGAACUCCAGAAGCAUAAACACCCAAGCUAAAAAAAUAGCAAAGGAAUUUGUCAAUGAACUAGGGUCGGUUCAUGUCGAAAGAAUAUAUGCAAAGAUGUUGGAUAAAAAACCAAGGAUUAUUCAGAUUAAUAAGAAGUGGCAAUUAAAAAAAUACUUGGUUAAACAAUUAACCUCGGCCCCUCAUACGUCGGAUGAAGAAUUUCAGUUUAUCUUGGCGCAGUUGACUAAAGAUGCGCGGUCGUGGUCCAGUCACAAGACCGAUUUACAAUUGUUGAAGAAGACUCCCACUGGGAUCGCUAGGAGGAUCACAAUCAAUCCUGAAAAGAUAUUGGAAUACAAGCUGCGCUUCCAGAUAACCCAGAUAGCCAAACAGUUCUUUCGAGAUAUAGAAGACCUCGUGCCUGCCGAACUAAGACUCAUUUCGGAGCGUGUUACUAACAAUAAGGAAAUCAUGGCGGCUGCUUACAAAUCCAAAGUUGACGAGCUCAUUCACAUGGAAAAUAAAGACUUCCAAGUUCAGUUAUUCAUAAAAUAUUUUGAUGUUGACAAAUCUGCGCAGGAAAUGUACGAUGUGAUGAAUGACCUGGCAAGAGAGUGGAAUGUAGAUUUCGAAGGUUUUCGAAGGCAAUUCAAAGAUAGGCUCCCCCGGGGUGAAUACAACGACCUGGUAGACGCGGCAUCCAGAUCAAAAUCAGAAUACUCUAGAUUACUCGAAUACAUCAAGACACAACACGGGAUUGCUCUUUUGGAGAAGUUGGAAGAAGAGCACUUUGGAAGAAAUGGCCAAUAUGCAAGCUUCAAAGACUCGAUAAAACAUUUUUUGGUUCGAUUGAAAGAGAACAAUUUGGUUAACGAAAGGCAAUAUAGAGAAUUAGAUGCAAAGGUCACUAAAUCAGACAAAGAACCUCUCACCUUACUGGAUAGUCUACAGCAAGAGCUGGGAUUUCCAAUCAAGUUGUACAAGGAAUUGCAGGUUGAAUCCAUUCCACAGUCAAAGCCCUCCUUGAUCCAUUCCUCAAUCAAUGAAUUCUUAGAGAAGUUAAGAAAUGUGGGACUACUUACAAAAGAAGAGCGCAAUUACUUUUACCAUCCAGAUAACCUAAAGAAUCCAUCUUCAAGAUAUCCAAUUAGAUCUUUCAGGAAUAAAGUAGAGACACUUCAAGAUCUUCCAAGACUAUUUGAAGAGCGACUGCGCUCUCAUACCCAUGAACUACUUCCACACAUAUGGAAAGAUGAAACAUUCAAAUCUCAGACAUUAUCAUAUUACCAAGAAAGGGUGAUUUCAAAGCACAAACAAGACAUAGAGAAUCAUUUGAAGAAAGGAGAAUAUGCACUGGCUUUCAAAGAAUUGGAACCCAACUCAAUUAAGAAUGCAGCAGUAGAUUACACCUCUGAUGCAUAUUGGGCUUCAAAAUUGUGGGAUGAUUACUUCUCAAGGGAAUUGCCUGCUAUGACUUCAACACUGGAUACACUAAAGGAGAUGAAGAAUUUACGGCAAAUCCCAGAUGAAAAAUUGGCAAAACCAAAGGAAUUGAGGGACAAAGUUCUGGAAAUGUUUCUUGGACAUGUGGAAAAUCCAAAUUCAAAGAACUUGGGGAUACCAUGGGUCAAUGAUGAUACACUGAAGCUUCCUGAAACAGAAGCAGAGAUAGAAAAACUUAUCAAUCAAAAGAACUUCAUCUUAAUGGUGAAUCCUCUCCAGAAGGAUGACCCAAGAUUAAAAGAUACUCCCUUGAGGUACUUGAAAAAGGGAAUGAUUGAUGAAUGGAACCAUUCAGUUCAAUACAUGUUCAAUAAUUGGAAUGAACUUUACAAACUUAUGUCUGAAAAGACCAAAAGGGCCAACAAGAUGAAAAGGUAUCUUCAAGGGCUUGAGAAUUACCAUGAGGUAAUUCAAGAGAUCUUUGAUAGUAUAAAUGGCCAGUUUUCUCUCAUUGAGAAGCACAAGCUGUAUAGAUUUAAUAUGCUACCUGAUGACCCUCGCAAUCUAAUGUAG